Messenger RNA from Melampsora larici-populina 98AG31, 585 nucleotides. RefSeq lists its product as uncharacterized. The record is from RefSeq and is a predicted model, not a curated record. The transcript is spliced from 2 exons. Lineage: Eukaryota; Fungi; Basidiomycota; Pucciniomycetes; Pucciniales; Melampsoraceae. Bases 1 to 585 code for a protein of 194 amino acids.
AUGAUCCGACGCUCCAAUCGGUUUUCUCAAUUAAUGUCAGGUGUAACAUUCUUCUCACUUGGUCUUUCUAUAGGAUAUCUAUAUAACCUUCAAAACCUCUAUACAUCUCCUCCAAGAGAAAACGUUUGUUUUCCUACUUCCAAUACACCUAUUUAUAAAGGCUUAAAUCUAAUCUUACCAUCGGUUCGUAAUCUUGAUGAUUUAAAUCAUCAAAAGCAAGUCCUUUCAAAUAAUUUCUUAGGCAAACAAACCGAAAGAUUCAAAACUUCUUGUGAUCCAUUGGAUGAUCCAGAAGAUGAUUUAAUUAAAUUUUAUGGUAGAGAUGUGAUUAUGAUGGGAAGAGGUUAUGAAGGAAGUGGAACCAGAACCCGAAGGUUUUUGAAAUCUUUACAAGAUGGAAAGACUGUCAAGGUAGGAGUGGUAGGUGGGAGUGUGUCGUUUGGCCAUGGGAUGUAUAAGCAUGGACCUGGGACAAUAUAUUCUGAGCGUGUUCUAGACUGGAUCAAAGCUACUUAUCCCAACAACCCAAGUUCCAAUCAUGAGUUAUUCAAUGGAGCUGUACCAGGAAGCAGUGUUGUCAGUUGA